Messenger RNA from Trichoderma virens Gv29-8, 921 nucleotides. RefSeq lists its product as uncharacterized. Gene Ontology annotation, biological process: regulation of transcription by RNA polymerase II. Gene Ontology annotation, cellular component: nucleus. NCBI's taxonomy places the organism in Eukaryota, Fungi, Ascomycota, Sordariomycetes, Hypocreales, Hypocreaceae. The coding region runs from base 1 to 921 and encodes 306 amino acids. Gene Ontology annotation, molecular function: cyclin-dependent protein serine/threonine kinase regulator activity. The transcript is spliced from 2 exons. The record is from RefSeq and is a predicted model, not a curated record.
AUGAGCCUUCUCGCGAACCCGCUUGCGACGCCAUCGCAGCUCUAUCGCCGCGCUUCGUCCUUGACCUUGCCGCGAGAUCUCGACGAAGCCGUACUUGUUGCGACGCAAUGCCUGACUCAGGCGGCAGGCCGGCUGUUGCAGCUGCCUCAAUCGGCAACGGCACAGGCUAAUGUCCUGCUGGCACGGUACUGGCUGACCGAGUCGCCAAUGGCUCAUGAAUUCAGCGACGUAUCUGCUGCCACGUUAUACCUCGUCUCCAAGUUGGGGCCACUCCCUCGCUCGCCGCGUGAUGUCUCGAAUGUUUACGCCUAUCUAUCUUCUGCCAACUCGGCCCUCUUUCCCACAGGCGAGCUGCCCAAGGACGACCCGCGGGCAUACUACCAAACCGAGGCAGACUACUAUGCUUUCCAGCAGCGGAUGCUGGGCCUAGAGGCUCGCAUCCUUCAGUCGCUAUCAUUUGAUACCCACGUUUCUCUUCCGCAUCCGUUAGCCAUUACCUACCUUCAGACUCUCGACUUCCUAUCACAGUCACGGACAACAGUCUCUUUACGAACGAUACAAUACCUCAACACUGCUCUACUAUCGCCCCAGAUGCUCUACGUCACUCACCAGCCAAAUGCCCUAGCCACAGCAGCGAUAUACAAUGCGGCGCGCGAUCUAGGCGCCAAGAUGCCGGAGCACGAGUGGUGGGAAGUCUUUGACGUUGACCGCGAAGAGCUGGGGUUUCUAGUGGUUGCCAUGCGCAGCGUCGAGGGAUGGAUGCAGAAGCUCAGGGAUGACUUUCCGAGCUUUGGCAGCAAGAUGCUAAAGAGAAGCAUGGUCGAGGACGAAUUACACAGGAGAGGGCUACACGUCGGCAACGGGGACAAUGCACCCCGGGAUGAAGAGGCUGAAGUUAUGCGAAUGAUGGACAGCCGGUAA